Arachis stenosperma is the source of this 2974-nucleotide messenger RNA. RefSeq names its product probable protein S-acyltransferase 22. The coding region runs from base 610 to 2475 and encodes 621 amino acids. The record is from RefSeq and is a predicted model, not a curated record. Gene Ontology annotation, cellular component: Golgi apparatus; endoplasmic reticulum. Gene Ontology annotation, molecular function: protein-cysteine S-palmitoyltransferase activity. Lineage: Eukaryota; Viridiplantae; Streptophyta; Magnoliopsida; Fabales; Fabaceae. The transcript has 9 exons. Gene Ontology annotation, biological process: peptidyl-L-cysteine S-palmitoylation; protein targeting to membrane.
GAGAGAAACCCAAAAAGUGAAAAGGUGUGCCCCAAUGUAAUUAUGAGCAUGGAAAGAGAAAGACAGAGAGAGAAAGAGAACAUACGCCACAGUAGUCACAGAUCUCUUGACUCUUGAGUCUUCAAGAACAACUACAAAUAAAGUGUCUGCACCCACCACAUAAAAAAAAAGAGAAAAAGAAAAAAAAAAACUCACACACAACCCAAGAAUCAUUAUCCAGGAAAGAUUAUUUCUUUACCUAUUUCAUAAUCUGGGGUUUGCUUUCUCGUCAAGCACUGAACCACACAAAACCUCUCAUUACUUGUUUCUUCACACCCACCACCACAACUACCACCACAUCAAUUCUCAUCUUUUUGUUUUGGUUCCAUCCCAAUAUGUCAUUCCAAGCUGCUUUCUUUCGUGUUUGGUUAACUUAAAUCUGGGAUUUUUUUCCCACCCCAUUUAUCCCAUUGUAACAAAAGAAGAAAAUGAGAUAACAGUGUUGAGUGUUGUGAAAAAAGCAGCAAAAAGCAGUGGUUGUGUUCUCUGAUUAGUGUUCUCUUCUGCAUUGCUUUGUAUGCCUUUUUGGUUCUGCUUCUUCAGAAACGUUUGCAUUUCAACUUGUAAAAUAUGAGGAAGCAUGGAUGGCAGUUACCUUAUCAUCCACUCCAGGUGGUGGCUAUUGCAGUGUAUUUGUCUCUGGGGUUUGCCUUCUAUGUCUUCUUCGCUCCUUUUGUUGGUAAGAAGAUGUAUCAGUAUGCUGUCAUGGGACUCUACACGCCGCUGAUUACUUGUGUCUUUGGAUUGUACAUUUGGUGUGCAGCAACAGAUCCAGCAGAUCCAGGGGUUUUCAAAUCCAAGAAGUAUCUCAAAAUCCCAUACAGUGAGAAACAUAGUGAACCAAAGAAUUCUAAAUUAGGAGGAGAAUCAACCUCUUCAAUACACGGUGCAAAUGCUUCAACAGUUGGAGCAAUGUCUGUGGACAAGGAGGCACCUGGAACAGAAGGAACUAUGAAAGAUGCUUCUGAUUCAGUAGAGAAGAAGAGUGCAUCGUCAUGUCUUCUCUUGAUAUGCUCUCCUUGUGCAUAUGUCUGUAGCUGCUCUAGCUCAAGCAAGGAAUCUUGUGAUAAGCAAAUAAGCGAAGAUGGCAUGUUCUAUUGCAGCUUGUGUGAAGUUGAGGUCUUCAAGUACAGCAAGCACUGUAGAGUUUGCGACAAGUGUGUAGAUCACUUCGAUCAUCAUUGCCGAUGGCUUAACAAUUGUAUAGGGAAAAGAAACUACCGGCAAUUUUUCGCUCUCAUGGUUGUUGCUAUCCUCUUGCUUAUUCUUCAAUGGUUGACUGGGAUAUUUGUGCUUAUCUAUGGUUUUGUUGAGAGAAAGCAAUUUUCUGCUGACAUCUCCUCCAAGUUGGGAAGUAGUUUCUCUAUUGUUCCCUUUGUCAUUGUGGUGUCUGUUUGCACCAUUCUGGCUAUGAUUGCUACCUUGCCUGUUGCACAGCUUUUCUUCUUUCACAUCCUCCUUGUUGAAAAGGGAAUCAGCACUUAUGAUUACAUCAUAGCUCUGAGGGAGCAAGAGCAGGAGCAGCAAGGAGUUGGUGGUCAACAAAGCCCUCAAAUGUCAACUGUUAGCUCACUUACUGGAUUCAGCAGUGCGAGCUCCUUCACUACGUUCCAGCGUGGUUCGUGGUGCACACCACCACGCCUGUUUGUUGAAGAUCAGUUUGACGUAAUCCCACCAGAAACCGGUUCCGUAAGCUCACUUGGAAAGAAGAGCAUCAGAGAAGAACCAUCUAAGAGAAAGAAUCCUGGAGCAGUCAAAAUUAGUCCUUGGACAUUGGCACGAUUAAAUGCAGAAGAGGUUUCCAAGGCUGCUGCUGAAGCAAGAAAAAGGUCCAAAAUUCUGAAGCCUGUGGUGAGACACAAUGAUGCUUUCAGACUAGAGCCAGAGAGCAGUUUUGGUAGCCGGGGUCGACAAGUCCCCAGAAUCGACAACAAACGGCGUGCUGCCAGCAAGCAGGGUUUCCUUCCUGCUGACAUAGCUAUGGCUUCCAUGACAAAUGUUUCUGCAAAUAAUAUUGGUAAAGGCUUCAGUGGAGUGUCUAGCUUAGCCCCUCUUCAACUUGAACCACGCAGCGCAUUUCAUAUGAGUCAAGCAAUGUCAAGCUCAGCUGCGAAUGUUGUGACUUCUUCUGAAAGCAGUAUAGAGUCUCCCGAUAUCCACCCUUUCCGGGUGUCUUCGUCAAGAAUCGAAGAGGCUAGACAGCUUGCUGGUCCUUCGGCUGCUGGUGGCAGUGUUGCAAAUUUGAACGGAAUUCCACUGUCAAGGUCAACUAGCGACGGGUAUGAAGCCUCAGGCGGGGAAGAUAGUGAUCAACUUCCUAGUAGAAUUGUGGAGAGAUCCACAAAUUGGACUAAUCUUCUUUUCAACCCUGAUCAAGAUGAGAGAGCUUUUAGGCACAAAUCUUCAUCCAACGUGGUUUAUAGCAGAAAAUUCUAACCAUAUCUGAUUUUGACUUAUGUUGGGGAAUUGUUGAUUCCUUGAUUUGUGAGCUAUAGGAUUUUCUUCAGCAUUCCUUAGCUGUGAACCUUGUUGAUGUUAAGAUGAUGUCCUCUAUAGAGUUUUGGAGUGAGGAUCAAGCAUUCAAGCGUGAUGGAGAUAUUUUUGGAACCAAUGUACAAAGUUGUAGGUUAACAACGGUAACUGGUGAGGUUUAGCAUCCUAGUGCAUUUUUAUUUAUGCUUUGUUUUGUGCUCUGCUUUUCUUUGCUUUGUUUUGUGCAUUUUUCAUUUUUUUGUGUCUAAACAAUGCAGAAUGCCAAAUAGGUUGCAUUUCUCAAGAGUUCAGCUGGCUAUAUUCGUAUUAGAUUUAGGAGUUAUGACCAAUUGUUCUUGGACUCUUCAAUAUCGUGUUCAUGAUUUAGAGAUGUAUCUCUCAUCUUUGAUUUCUCUCGAAACAAAGGGAUAUUUAUUUGUUGACUCUGCUUUUUUUGUUAAAA